AUGGGCAUGGGAUACACGGGGGGCGCGGCUCCUCUGAGCUCAGGGCCCCUGGCGAUGGGGACCGGCAGGCGAACGCGUCUUCACCGCACCGCGAACGGUAGCUCGGGGUGCAACCCAGCUAGGAGCGGGUCUGCUGGGUGGGGCUCCCUCCCCGUUACAGGGGUGGGACCUGGAGCAGCGAGCGCGUCUGGGCAGCUGCGCUCAGAACGGGAAAAGCUUCACCAAAGGCGUUGUGGGGCUCCACGCCUGGCUGAAGGCACUGAUUUCUACCCUUCUACCCGCAGGAAUUGUUUGAGGAGAAGAGAUGCUGGUUUGUUGAAUCAGUUGCAAGAACUUGACAAGCAGAUCAGUGACCUGAGACUGGAUGUAGAAAAGACAUCUGAAGAGCACCUGGAGACGGAUAGCCGGCCUAGCUCAGGGUUUUACGAACUGAGUGAUGGGGCUUCAGGAUCCCUCUCCAAUUCCUCUAACUCCGUGUUCAGUGAGUGCUUAUCCAGUUGUCAUUCUAGCACCUGCUUUUGCAGCCCCCUGGAGGCAACCUUGACCAUCUCAGAUGGUUGCCCCAAAUCUGCAGAUGUGAAUCCCAAGUACCAGUGUGAUCUGGUGUCUAAAAAUGGGAAUGAUGUCUACCGUUAUCCCAGUCCACUGCAUGCUGUGGCUGUGCAGAGCCCAAUGUUUCUCCUUUGUCUGGCGGGCUCCCCUCUGAGGGAAGAGGAACGGCUUGAGAAUCAUGCCAGUGACAUUUGUGUGGGAUCAGAACUCGGCGCCACCAAGACAGACGAUUCCUUACCAUCCCCGGGCAGUCUGUGGCCAGCCUCCCAACCUUCAUCCAGUAAGAGAAUGGAUGGCUACAUCUUGAACCUGGUCCAGAAAAAACCGCAUCCCGUACGGACCAACAAACCCAGGACCAGUGUGAACGCGGACCCCACGAAAGGGCUUCUGAGGAAUGGGAGCGUGUGUGUCAGGGCUGCCGGCUCCCAGGUCAGCAGCAUGAACCUGAAGAAUUCCAGGCUGGUGUGUUUGCCCUCUGGCGGAAUGCCCUCCCUGGACAGCGGGACCUUCUCCCCGCUGAAGCAGCGGGCAAAGGAAUUAAAAGCAGAACUGGAAGGCAAGAGGCUGCUAGUUCCCGAGGGCUGCUUAGCAGGGGCCGCCUUGGAGCUGCCAAGCAAGCAUCUGCCCAAAAAUGCCAAGGCAGCCUCCCAGGAACAGGCUCGGGGUCCUGCUGCCGCAGGGCCGGUAGAGCCCCUUAAGGAAAGUGAGCAGACAGCCGCCUCUCCGAGAGAGAGCCCAGGCCGGGCCCCCGGGUCCCCGAAAGAGCACAGAGCUGUGCAGCCCCUGAAAAGGAUGGCUCAGAAGAGCAGUCUGCAGCCCACCCCAGCUCCCCCGCCUCCCCUGCUGCUGCCUGUGGCCUUCGCGGUGGAGGAGGGGCCGGCCGUGGACUUCAAAAGCGAGGGCUCCUCUUCUCAAAGCCUGGAGGAAGGGCCCCUGGUCAAAGCACAGUUCAUCCCGGCCCAGCAGCCGGGCGUCAGGCUUCACCGCGGCCACAGGAACGCGGGCGGCUCCAGAAGCUCCACUCUGAGGCACCGUGGCCAGGCCCUUCAGGGGCUGGAGAGUGGCUUGCCCUCGGUCCGGGAGAAAACCCGGGUGGCUGGCAAGAAGUGUCGUUUUCCGGAAGACUUGGAUACAAAUAAAAAGCUCAAGAGAGCCUCUGGCAAGGGCCGCAGGGGUGGGGGCGGGGCCGAGGGGCUUCCCAGCAGGCCCUUGGGCACCAGUGGCCAUAGGGCCGGAAAUAAGGCGCACGGCCAUGGACGGGAGGCGGUGGUGGCCAAACCUAAGCACAAACGAACCGAUUACCGGCGGCGCUGGAAGUCCUCAGCCGAGAUCUCGUACGAAGAGGCCCUGAGGACCCGUAGGGCUCGCCGGGAGCACGGGGGUGUGUACCCUGUACCUGUGCCUCUGCCCUAUGCCAGUCCCUAUGCCUACGUAGCCAGUGACUCUGAGUACUCGGCUGAGUGUGAGUCCCUUUUCCACUCCACGGUGGUGGACACCAGUGAGGACGAACAAAGCAACUACACCACUAACUGCUUCGGUGACAGUGAGUCCAGUGUGAGCGAGGGUGAGUUCGUGGGCGAGAGCACCACGACCAGCGAUUCGGAAGAGAGUGGGGCCUUGAUUUGGUCCCAGUUUGUCCAGACUCUCCCAAUUCAGACGGUUGCGACUCCGAACCCUACAAAAACCUUUGUUAAAAUUAAGGCUUCUCAUACCCUCAAGAAGAAAAUCCUCCGCUUUCGGUCUGGCUCUUUGAAACUGAUGACGACGAUCAACUGAUUACUAUAGAUGAAAUGAAGCCCAGAUCCUUACAAAAAGGCUGAUGGACUGAGAGACUAAAGAGAGG
This is a messenger RNA of Fukomys damarensis (Damara mole-rat), 2395 nucleotides long. It is a transcript of the gene Dact1, whose product is annotated as dishevelled binding antagonist of beta catenin 1. The record is from RefSeq and is a predicted model, not a curated record. Gene Ontology annotation, biological process: negative regulation of canonical Wnt signaling pathway; regulation of Wnt signaling pathway, planar cell polarity pathway; negative regulation of JNK cascade. NCBI's taxonomy places the organism in Eukaryota, Metazoa, Chordata, Mammalia, Rodentia, Bathyergidae. The coding region runs from base 1 to 2328 and encodes 775 amino acids. The transcript is spliced from 5 exons. Gene Ontology annotation, cellular component: cytoplasm.